This is a messenger RNA of Paraphaeosphaeria sporulosa, 1713 nucleotides long. RefSeq lists its product as uncharacterized. Gene Ontology annotation, biological process: cell differentiation; regulation of transcription by RNA polymerase II. Gene Ontology annotation, molecular function: DNA-binding transcription factor activity, RNA polymerase II-specific; RNA polymerase II cis-regulatory region sequence-specific DNA binding. Lineage: Eukaryota; Fungi; Ascomycota; Dothideomycetes; Pleosporales; Didymosphaeriaceae. The record is from RefSeq and is a predicted model, not a curated record. Bases 1 to 1713 code for a protein of 570 amino acids. The transcript has 3 exons.
AUGGCCUCGCCCACCGCUUCUGUCGCCACCCCUACACACGGCUCUGCACCGCGCCGACCACCGCGCAAGAGCACCCUCACACAGCAGCAGAAGAAUCAGAAGCGCCAGCGGGCGACACAGGACCAGCUGGUAACGCUCGAGGUCGAAUUCAACAAAAACCCCACUCCCACCGCGGCCACAAGGGAAAGGAUAGCCCAGGAAAUCAACAUGACGGAGCGCUCUGUGCAGAUCUGGUUCCAGAACAGACGUGCGAAAAUAAAGAACAUCGCGAAAAAGAGCAUUGAAGACGGAGGCGAUUGCAAUGACAUCCCAGAGUCAAUGCGUCGGUAUCUCGCACUCCAGGCCAUGGAGUCGGGCAAGUCCAUUGGGACGAGCUUCCUUGGCCGCGCUGGUGGAUCAAUGGCCCCGUAUGGGAGCGGCAUGCUGCUCAAUACGGAUACCAGCUCUUCCAAAGUUGUCAUCCACCACUUCGCAUGUCGCUCUUUGAGCAUUGGCUCCUGGCGCCGUGUGGGCCAGAGUGCGAUGGAUCUCGUGAUCUUCUACUCGCCUGAGAAGUGCUGCGUCACCUAUUACAUCAACAAUGACUCAGCAGGCUACAAGAUCGAGUACCCCUUCUCGUACAUUAAGAACAUCACGCUGGAGAAUGGAGACAUGAACGGUAACGCUGAAGGUGCCUCGCAGCGACCAGGAGGCCUCAUUGUCGAGCUUAAUCGUCCCCCGAACUUCUUCAUGGAUUCAUCUGGCUCUGGAGGCUUCUUCCAGUGUGGUGACUUCACCGAAGAGCAACAAGCAUCGACAAUGAUGGUGCAUCACCUUGGCGGCCACCCGAAGGUCUUGAGUGGGCAGCUCGCGAAGUUGGUUUCAUUGGAGUCGUUCCAGAACCGACAUAACAUCUACGACCACAAUGCUCUCGCCGUGUCCGCACCUGUCUCACCGAUUAACCACCGCCCUGCGUCGCAGCCUAACCAUAUGCAACAUCCUCAUCUAGGUCAUGGCUUCCACGAUUCACCUUUUGCACCUGGUGGCUUCCAAGCGCGUGGCCACAAGCGACAGCGUAGUCGUUCCGUGCCUGUUGCGGUUGACUUCUCGCUUCUGCGCAACCCGAUGCCUUCAUUCCUUAUCCAGCCGGAGCCCUCACCGUAUACGCCUAAUCCUGAGAUCUUUGCGCCUGUACCUCAGAGCGCAUCAGGGCCCAUUGGGCCCAACCUGAGCAUUGAUACAUCGGCUGGAUAUGGUAUGGAGUACCGCCAAUACCCUAUGUCUGCUACCACUGCCAACUCGCCGUCCGAGUUUGGCACACCGGCCUUUUUCACUUCAGGCCCGCGGACUGAGAACGUACCGGCAUCGACAUUCGGUCAGCAGUACAACAUUCCCCCCUACUUGCACACUCCUAUGGGCCCGCCGCCUCACUCAGCUGCGUCAACAUCUCCCAUGCCAACAAUGUCCCACCAGGACCCGAUCAUUGCCAAUCAGUCCCCGCCGCUGAGCUCGUUUGGCCGCUCCAGCUCAGCAGAUGUGUACCCAAUGUCUCACGAGAACGGCAUGUCAGAGGAAGCUCUUCAAAUGACUGACAUGUAUGCAAAGCAAACAUUGAAUCUUCCGUUCCGAUCUCCGUUAAUGGAAGAGCACGGUGACGACUUCGAUAUGCAGAAUCUGGUUUCUUUUGGCACAAUAGAUCCAGCCAGCUUAUCGCCCGAGAAUCACCAUAUGUAA